Molecule: messenger RNA, 1212 nt
Organism: Brachypodium distachyon (stiff brome)
Lineage: Eukaryota; Viridiplantae; Streptophyta; Magnoliopsida; Poales; Poaceae
Product: RNA-binding protein 38
Exons: 5
Coding region: 138-1091 (317 amino acids)
Molecular function (GO): RNA binding
Source: RefSeq, a predicted model, not a curated record
CCCCCAGUUCCUUUACACCCAACCAACCAUCGACCACCACCACGUUCAUACAAACCGCCGCACGUCGGUCCAUCGGUACCCACCACGCCUCUGCUUCAGCCCCCCGGCAGCCAGCGGCGAAUUAACGAUCGGCCAAGAUGGACGGCGACACGACGUUCAGGAAACUCUUCGUGGGCGGCCUGGCGUGGCAGUCGCAGCGCGACGCGGUGCGGCGCCACUUCGAGCAGUUCGGGGAGAUCGCGGAGGCCGUCGUCAUCGCCGACAAGCACACCGGCCGCUCCAGGGGAUACGGAUUUGUACGCUACAGUAGCUUCUUCCCGCAGAUCGAUCGCCGAUCGGUCCUUCAUUCCUCACCAUUCUAUCAUUCAUUCAUGUCUCCCGUUGCUAUAGCUUUGCUCAUCUGGUGCUCUGUGCGUCCACCGGCGUGCGCGUGUCAGGUGACGUUCAGGGACCCCGAGGCCGCGGCGCGAGCCCUGCAGGACCCGACGCCGGUGAUCGACGGGAGGAGGGCCAACUGCAAUCUGGCAGCUCUCGGCGCGUCGCAGCGCCUGCACCCUGCAGGUAGCGCGGCGCCCGUUGGGAUGGCCAGGUCGAGGCCGGCCACAGCGUCGUCUUCGUCCUACCAAGGUUCUGCUGCUGCCGCAAUGGCGGCCUCCUACUUCCCCCUACACGCUCGCUACACCUAUCCUUACUACUAUGGGUAUGCUGGAGGAUACUCUCACGAGAAUAUGUACCAUAUGCAAAUGAGCUACUACGGUGCGCAUGGUGGAGCGGGUGUCCAGCAGCAGUCACAGCUGCAGACUUACUUCAUAGCGGCAGGACCGGAAGGAGCUCACCAAGAAGCCGUUUCACCGUACCACUUCCAGCUGAUGCAAGGUGCCGACAACCAAGAACAUGAUUCUUCUGCCGCGGCAGCGCAGCGCUCGCACAUUAUGCAGUACGCGGCACACAUGCAGGCUAUGCAGCAGGACCACCAUGGCACGGCCGUUACAGGGAGUGCCGCUGAUGCAGGUACGAGGGCGGUUGGAACCGCACCAGCCGUUCGACCAGGUUCUUCCCAAACAUCGUCUGACAGAAGGUCUGCAUCUUGACAGUCAUCUUGUAUCCGAGCAUUUCUCCAUGAGUACGACUAAAGAAAUUUGACGUAAUAGCAAUGACAUUGUACCGUUAAUUGCAGUUUCCUAAUUCAUACUGUAUACAUCUUUUAUAUAA